GCAGUCUUCUUCUCCCCGGUCACCGGUGUGCAGCUCGCGCCCGUCAGCCACACGGUUGUAAUAAUCGCUCCGCGGCCGUCGGACGCAGAGCACUAGUCAAUUCCGCCGCCGCCACUUAAUGUCGUUGUUUGUCACAUAACUUCCGUACGGAUGCCAUAUAGCUACGAACAAACACAUAUUUAUACAUCAUUAACCAGCGGUUAUAGCGAUCGCCCACAAUACAAAAAUACGUGCGAUCUAUACUAACGGGACGAUCGAUCGGUCGAUUUAAAAAUAACAAUCUUUAAAAUGGAAGGGUGGCGGCGUCUGAAGUUGAUGUGCGGUGUCUUGGUGUUAUUAUUCGCUGCGUGUUCGGCCCGGCCACAAGAUACCGCCGCCGUCGCAGCCACCGUCAAAGAAGUGCCGCAGAGACCUAUGACCUUGACCAAUGGCUACCAUCCAUCAUCAUUUCCGUUCAAUAAUGGCGAACCAUUCGUCGUUGAUCCCAACUCAGCUUCCAUUGAUUUCAACACUAGACCACCCCCAAGCGUGGCUCAAAGGUCCGAUGACUAUUAUGAUUACGAUGCUACAAAGUUAGAAGAAGUGCCGUUCGACUACAAAGGCGAUCCAAUUGACAGGAAGGACGUAGCAGGCCCAAGUCUGCUGCCUAGGCCCAAUGAUAUUGCACCCACUAAAAACAAGCAGACGGAUAUCUAUCAGUUCUUGAACCUACCCGUUAAGUACAGCUCUAGUGAUCGGUUUCCACUCAUGUCUAGCUCAUACGCCAACACAAAAAUCCAAGGGUCCGGGGGGUCGUCACCAUCGUCACCACUCAGCAAUCACAAGAUGCCAUCCACUUCAACUCAAACGCCAACCACAGUAACUUCACCCACCACUACUACUACAUCGUGGUACAAUACCAUCAAGUUGACUACCACCAGACCUACCACUGCCCCAACUCGCGCCCCGACGACUACCACCACUCCGGUCCCAGUUCCGCAGCAAGAGGAAUAUGAAUACGAUUACGAUUACCCUCACCCACAAGAACCGACGUCACACCAUGAUACCACUACCACACAAGCGGCUAUUAGUCCCACGACCACUACUUCCACCACCACCACUACCACCACCACCACCACCACGAAACCGACAACAGCCGUUCAUCUUAACAAUUCACCAAUACCGUCAGCGUCGUUCUUUAUUACUCCCGAACGGUCCACUGCUGCCACGACCGUAUCAUCGUCUUCAACCACAACAUCAUCAGCUCCGAUUACCUCGACGGUCGUCAACAGAACUACGGGAGCUGUACAGGUAACUACUGUCAGACCAGAAAUAGAUUCCAAACUAGACGGAACAUCAUUUGCUGAUUACGACGACACGAUUAAACCAGCGGAAAAACCACAUUCACAAGAGAUGUAUGGUCAACACUUCAAACCUUUAAACGAAAACUAUCAGUUUGGCGACAAACCGUAUCCAUUAAUCACUAACAGCAAAGUGCCUAUGACGUUCACCGCUCACGUAUCGUCUGGUAUAUCGUUGAACCAACCAAAAGAACACUUGUCGAGUAUCAAACCAUCCCCAGCACCGGUGUCGGAAGAAUCGGUAUACUCAUCUAGGCCUCUGCGCCCAGAAAAUAUAGUAGAUACAGUUAAAACGGAGGAAACUGCUGUAUAUGAAAAUUCGAGAGUGACGUUUAAUAACGGAAAGCUUGACCUUCCGAUAAGUUCAGAACUGGCACCGACAUAUUCAAAAUCUAAACCACCAAAAUCGAAUGGAACUCCUGAUCAGUUUGAGACAGCUUACUACAAAGUCAGACCAGAUAAUUAUAAUACACAACAGCUUCCCAGUACGGUUUCAAACCGACCUAUGAAUCCAUUAAUCCAAAGUCGCCCUUAUCAACCAGAGCCGCCUGUAAUAAAAUCUUCCCAGGACAUACCUAGAAAACCGGUGAAUACAGAACUUCAAAUGUCUCAAGGACGGCCGCCACCAUAUCCGGUACAACCGGAUGUGUAUGUCAAAAGUAAACCUCAAUACACUCCUCCUCAGAGCCAACCAGAUACAUCUAAGUUUAAACCUCCCAAACAUGUGAUAAACCAUUUCAUAAAAACUCAGCCGAACGAAGACAACAAAAGCUAUGCACUUCAAACUUCUUUUUCGAUUGGUAUGGAUGGAGAACGGACAGAUACGCGUCCAACACAAGGCAUCGGGCAAGUUUUAAUGGUUGAAGAUGGUUCUUCUGAAACUAUUGUUAACCAUACGAUACCGACAAAAACCAAAGCGACUACGUCAAUUCCACUCGUUCCUCCGCCAAGACCAAUUCAAAAACAACAACCGUAUCCACGGCCUCAAUGGGAGAACGUACCAAAACAACCAACAUAUUAUCCACCUCCGAAACGCGAUGGUGCCAUACCUCCACCACAAAGACCAAAUUUACCCAAUAUCUUACCUCAAUUCAGACCAAACGCCAGAGUUGAUACACCACCAACGGUACCUCAAUCGCACUCCGCGACCAUUGAAAGGGUUCAAAUUCCAAUAGAUCAUUUAAGACCUCCACCCCUUCCAAAACCUCAAUUUUUAAAAGUAGACAGAAAUGAUGAUAAUGUUGAUGAAGAAAUUCUAAAUAUACCAGAAAAAGAAACAAGAAUUUUGCAGAAACCCGGACCACAACCAGCUAAAGUGACUACUUUACAAAUGAUCCAACACGGAACUCCGACAAAAUUACGAGACGAUAACAAAGAAAAUCCUGUGCAUAUUAUUUAUGCGGCAAACACUCCAACAAAGCCAUCUGAAAAAAUAAUAGAUGAUUCCGUAAUACUAGAUGUAAAUGACAGAUCUGAUGUUCCAAUAUUAAAAACUAAAACUACUAUUAUCAAGCCUACAAAAAUGGACUUCCCAUACCAAAUCGUUAAACCGGAUGAAAAUCAAAACGGAUCUUCGUUGGAAUACAAUGCAUACAGUCCGACCAAAUUGGAUACAAUCAAACCAAGUAUUGAUCAAGAACUAGUACCAAACCUUCAAGAUUAUGUUCCAAUCGUAACUCGUGAUUCUACUUCGAACAUUGCGGUUUCACAAAAACCAAUUACAGCUACGUUAAAAACGUCAGAAGAUAAUCAUAAGACAGUUGAUGAAGGUCACAAACCACAAUUACAAAAUUUUCAAAUACCCUUCCAGCCAAGUUUAAAAUUACCUGAAAAUAAUAGUGGAUGGUCGGUUGUAAGAAAAUCACAAAUUGAUAACGCUUCAGAGAGAACAUAUGAAACUAGUGAUGUAGUUGGGUCUACAGAGAAGUUCGAUCCAGAUAAUUUUAAACCGCAAUUAGUUGGAGGUUUUAUGCCAAUAAGUCCUCCUUCAGAAGAUGCGAAAGAAAAAAAAACAGCUGAACAAUCUGAAAGGGCAAAAAGAUAUAUAACAGAUUAAAAUAAUAUUUUAUAUUUAUAACAUUUACAAAUCCGUUGCAAUAAAGUAUUGAAAAUACUCAAAUACAUGAAUUACAUAAAUAAACAUUUCAUAGACCCAUAACUAACAUAUUCUAAAAUGAUCACUCUGCAAGUGAAUAUUUAUUUAUUUAUUUAUGUAUAUAAUGUAUAGAUAAAAGUAGAUACAUAGACUAAAGUAAAAAUAUAAGA
Melanaphis sacchari is the source of this 3605-nucleotide messenger RNA. Its product is annotated as flocculation protein FLO11-like. NCBI's taxonomy places the organism in Eukaryota, Metazoa, Arthropoda, Insecta, Hemiptera, Aphididae. The record is from RefSeq and is a predicted model, not a curated record. Bases 289 to 3396 code for a protein of 1035 amino acids. The transcript is spliced from 2 exons.